GCAAUGUCCGAAAGUUUGCAUCCCUACAGUCUCGAGCAGGAGCGAGGGUAAUGAAUACACAGGAACGACCUCAUCCAGCACGUCAACAACCACCUGCUCCACCUCCAGUUGGCUGGAAUAUUGUUGCAGACUCGCCCUACCAAAAUCUGUCCACUGACAAAGGUCCUGAGAAUUCCACAGGCGGUAGGCUUGCCAGCGAGGUCGAAGAAGCCCCAGGAUUACCAAAUCCGUCUCAAGUCCACUUUGGCGCACCAUACACCGGAAGUGGAAAAAGUGGUUUGACCCAAUCACUCCAACGAGAAGGCGAAUUUAUUCCCCAACGCGGCAACGACUUGAUGGCAGACAGUGGCAUGGAUGGCGGUGGUGACUUGCACUCCGUCACUUCCAGCGGCACCGAGUACAAACAAGCUACUAAUGGCUACUUUGCUCUCAAGACCUUCAGAAAGGUGGAUUUGGUGCGAGAGCACUGUACAGACUGUAUGAGGAUUGAAAAACGUGUCCUUCAACUCGUCACUGAAGCGAGGCAUCCCUGUUUCGUCCACAUGAUCGCCUGCUUCCAGCCACAGGAUUAUGCUGUAAUCGUAUUGGACUAUCUGCCCGGUGGCGAUUUGAUGCAACACAUACAAAGUGGACCGUUUGAUGAGGAGCGCACCGUCUUCUAUGCAGCCUGUGUGGUGUUGGCGUUGGAGUUCCUCCACUUGAAUAACAUUAUGUAUCGGGAUCUGAAGUUGGAGAAUUUACUACUCACUGGAUACGGCUACUUGAAGGUGGUUGACUUUGGUCUUUGCAAGGCGAACAUGGGACCGAAUGAUAAGACCAGCACCUUCUGUGGAACACCGCAAUUCGUGGCGCCUGAAAUGAUCACAGACACCGGAUACACCCGUGCUAUUGAUUGGUGGUGUCUGGGUGUUCUCAUCUAUGAAAUGCUUGUCGGCAAGUCCUGCGAUCCGCCCAAUUGUGAGGUUACACAUUCAUGGGGUAGAGAUCCCAGUCAACGUUUAGGUGUUUCGGCGGGAGGGAUCAUGGACAUCAAGAGACAUUCCUUCUUUGCUGAUCUCAACUUCGAUGCAUUGCUUGCGAAUCGGAUUAAACCGCCGUUCAUCCCAAAACUUGUAGGCCAUUUUUUGUCUAUUCCACCACCUUUGCCAUUCGAAGGAACAAGCGCUAAACAAAUCAGAUAA
Messenger RNA from Hydatigera taeniaeformis, 1181 nucleotides. Lineage: Eukaryota; Metazoa; Platyhelminthes; Cestoda; Cyclophyllidea; Taeniidae. The record is from the annotation of a GenBank genome assembly.